Xyrauchen texanus (razorback sucker) is the source of this 2511-nucleotide messenger RNA. RefSeq names its product alpha-1,3-mannosyl-glycoprotein 2-beta-N-acetylglucosaminyltransferase a (gene mgat1a). The record is from RefSeq and is a predicted model, not a curated record. Gene Ontology annotation, biological process: protein N-linked glycosylation. Bases 500 to 1852 code for a protein of 450 amino acids. Gene Ontology annotation, cellular component: Golgi apparatus. Gene Ontology annotation, molecular function: alpha-1,3-mannosylglycoprotein 2-beta-N-acetylglucosaminyltransferase activity. The transcript has 3 exons. Lineage: Eukaryota; Metazoa; Chordata; Actinopteri; Cypriniformes; Catostomidae.
UUGAAGGCUAUUCACGAAGGCAGGAAGUUUCCUGCGCUUUAAAUGAACGAUUAUUCCACUUCUAAUUCAAAUCAUAUUGAAAUGAAUGAGAUGGAAUUGUUUAUACGGGUCUUAAUCUUUUAAUCGACGGAAGUAUGGAUAAAUUGGGAGACUAAAGAAGACGAGAAACAUGCCAGAGUAUGAGUGCGAGUAUACUCACGCUCUGCUGAAAAUCACCCUGAAACUUUCGGCUGAUGAAACGCCUAUAUCAGAACCCUGAAACCUGGAAUAUGUCUCUUUUUACCUGCCGUUGGUUUCAUGUCACAUGUUUUGUUUACAUAUGUAGCAACUAUCAGAUAUUUAUCAUGCAAAGCAUGUGAAAUCUUUUUUUUUUUUUUUUUUCCCCGAAUAUCCACAAGACUCUUUUUGCCCAUCCUUCCUGUUUAAAUUCCUUCUUCAUAUUGCCGCCCACUUCUACCUUCCUGAGUCCCCUGUCCCGUCACGCCUCAGGUCUUUGGCCAUGCUACGCAAGAGAAGUUCUCUUAUCAUUUGUGGUGCUUUCGUAUUUGUAGCUUGGAAUGUCAUUCUUCUUUUUGUCCUCUUGGGGCGCCCUCCUAGUAAAGUGGAGCUUGAAAGGCAGGCUGCACCUGAGGAAAAAGCCAGACGAGGAAAAUUUGGGAAUAUUGUAAGUGAGGUGAUGCGUGUAGCUAAUGCGUUUGAAGCCGAGCUGGAAUCGCAGAAGAAAAUCCUCUUGAAAAUCCAGAGCCAUAGGUCACUUUGGGAAAACAACAAAGCCGGUGUGACAGCUGCUAAGCCUAAACAGAAUGCAGGAGGUUUAGCGCCUGUGGUGAUCCCUAUUUUAGUCAUUGCCUGUAACCGUGUAUCAGUGAAACGCUGCCUUGACAAACUCAUUGAGUUCCGUCAAUCGGCCGAGCUCCACCCAAUCAUAGUGAGCCAGGACUGCGGACACGAAGAAACAGCCGGGGUGAUCGCCUCAUAUGGCAGUCAACUGACCCACAUAAAACAGCCUGAUCUUUCAGAUAUCUCCGUACCUGCACAGCAUAAAAAGUUCCAGGGUUACUACAAAAUCUCACGGCAUUACCGUUGGGCACUGAACCAGGUUUUCAACACGUUUUCUUACUCAUCUGUUGUUGUUGUGGAGGAUGAUUUGGAGGUGGCUCCUGACUUUUAUGAGUACUUCAGAGCGCUUCAACCCAUUUUAAACUCUGACCCAACUCUGUGGUGUGCAUCUGCCUGGAAUGACAAUGGCAGGGAAGGAUAUGUUGAUCCUGGUAAAGCAAGUCUAUUGUACAGGACAGAUUUUUUCCCAGGUUUGGGCUGGAUGCUCACCAAGGACCUCUGGGUGGAGCUUGAGCCAAAAUGGCCGGCCUCAUUUUGGGAUGACUGGAUGCGCCACCCCGAUCAGCGCAAAGACAGGUCCUGCAUUAGACCAGAAAUUUCCAGAACUUUAACGUUCGGUCGUAAGGGUGUGAGUUUGGGUCAGUUUUAUGACAAGUACCUCCGAUUUAUCAAGCUUAAUACCGAAAAUGUGCCUUUUACAAAAAUGGACUUGUCUUAUUUGGAUAAGAAGAAAUAUGAUGUGAAUUUUGAUAAAGAAGUUUACGAUGCUCUAGUUGUAACUGUGGAGGACUUGCAGAGUGGGAAACUGUCUGGACCUGGCCCAUUUCGGGUGCAGUAUUCCAGUCCAGACAGUUUUAAAUCCUUGGCUCGCAAUUUUGGGGUGAUGGAUGACCUAAAGUCAGGUGUACCACGUGCAGGGUAUAGAGGUGUUGUUAGUUUCCUUUUACAUGGAAAGAGGAUCUAUUUAGCCCCACCAGCUGGUUGGACUCAGUAUGAUCCAAGCUGGAGUUGAGGUUGGCUGUGCCUACCUCACAAACGAAAGCGAUUUCAGGUGCAAAGCGUGUGCGCGAGCACACACACACACAUGCAUAUAUAAUGCGCUUGCAUGUUAAAACCUGUCUUCAAGAUCUGUUACCAUCAUUCCCUUCACAGCUGUCAAAUCAUGGCAGUUACAGUUAUUGUCUUAAAAUUCAGUUUUGCAGCUCUAAAAUCCUAGAGGGGUUUCAAGAUGAAUAUAAUAUGAUACCAAAGAUAAUAGUAAAUAAAUGGAUCUCUUAGACUUUUGGCCUCAGGUUUAUAUAAUUUGUCAAUAUAAAGAGUCAAAAACAAUCUACAUCAUAACUUUAUUUUCAUGUCACUAAACUGACAUUUAGGCUGUAUAUCUAAACUGAAAUCUUAUCCUGUUUAGUUCUACUCAUUUUCUUUACACAAAGUAUAUUUGUUAAGGAACAGACAAUGAGGGUAUAAUAUAUGUAAACAAAAUAACAAAAAGAUUUUUUAAACUGAAUACUGCUCCAAGUGCCUAUAAAUGUUGGAUUUUUUUGAUUCACUUGUUUGUAGUCUUAUAUUGUGUGUACGUUUCAUUGAAUUGUGAUAUCAAUAUGUUGGGGGGGGGUCAUUUGACACUUGAUUAUGUUUGUGAUGUGCUUAAAUACUAGUAAUUUGUUCUGA